UUUUAACACAGUCUUGUUCGGAAUUUAAGCUUUUGUUGGGAGAGUACGGAAGAAAGAGAGGCUGUUUUGGGCAACGCGAGAAAGAAUUGGGGAAGAAAAUGUCCGGAGCAGGAGCAGCAGCGUGGGGUCUCUGUUCUGUGAGAUUUGUGGCUGUUUUGCUGUUUUUUAUCGGAGCUGAACUCGCACUGGGACAUAAUGGGAAUACAGAACCGUGUCCGAGUCAUUGUACGUGUACUGGUACUUUACUGGACUGUAGCCGAAUCCCGAGAGGACAGAUUCCACAGAGUCUACCUUCCUAUAUCACACAACUAGAUCUGAGCCAUAACAAAUUACGAACACUUCCAGAGGUGCUGUUUACUUCACUGAAGCACCUAACUGAAAUAAAACUGAAUAACAACGAAUUGGAGAUGAUAACGGAUUUUGGCCCUCAUUCCAAGAACAUCAGCAGCCUCAUUUUAGCUAAUAACAAGAUCUCAAAGAUAUCGUCGGAGCAGCUCGGGCCGUUUCUUUCGCUAGAGACGCUAGACCUCAGCAAUAACAACCUGGUGGAACUGAAGACCGGAGCCUUUCCUUCUCUUCCUCUAAAAAACUUAUACCUAAACAACAACCGGAUCUCUGUAUUGGAGCACGGCUGCUUCAGCAACAUUUCCAACACCCUACUGGUGCUGAGACUAAACCGGAAUCGUCUGAACUCCAUACCAGCCAAGAUCUUUCAGCUACCCAACCUUCAACACCUGGAUCUGAGCAGGAACCGGGUUCGACGUAUUGAGGGCUUGACAUUCCAUGGGCUUCACACACUUCGCUCUUUAAAGAUGCAGAGGAACGGCAUCACGCGCCUGAUGGACGGAGCCUUCUGGGGCCUCAGCAACAUGGAAGUUCUGCAGCUGGAGUAUAAUAAUUUGACUGAGGUGAAUAAGGGCUGGCUCUACGGGCUGCUCACCCUGCAGCAGCUACAUCUGGCUAACAACGCCAUCAGCCGCAUCAAAUCCGACGCCUGGGAGUUCUGCCAAAAACUCGCCGAGCUGAAUCUUAGCUCUAAUCAGCUGACUCGUCUGGAGGAGGGAAGCUUCAUGGGCCUGAGUGUGCUUGAACAGCUCUCUAUUGGCUACAACAAAGUCAGCUUCAUCACUGAUGGGGCCUUCAAGGGUCUUUCUAACCUGCACUUACUGGAUUUAAGAUACAAUGAAAUUUCCUGGACCAUAGAGGACAUGAAUGGACCCUUUUCAGCUCUGAACAAUCUUAGAAAGCUAUUUCUUCAAGGGAAUCAGAUUCGAUCAGUUACAAAGAAAUCUUUUACUGGACUGGACUUGCUAGAGCAGCUUGAUCUUGGCAACAAUGCUAUCAUGUCGAUUCAAGGUAACGCCUUUGCCCAGAUGAAGAAACUAGAGGAGCUGCACCUCAACACGUCAAGUCUGCUUUGUGACUGCCAGCUAAAGUGGUUCCCACUGUGGGUGGCAGAGCAACCCUUCCUGUCCUUGGUCAACGCCAGCUGUGCCCAUCCACAGCCGCUCAAGACCAAGACCAUCUUUGCAGUCAGCCAGGAUGAGUUUGUGUGCGAUGACUUCCCCAAGCCUCAAAUCACAGUGCAGCCCGAGACGCAGUCGGCCAUCAAAGGCACCAACGUGACCUUCGUGUGCUCGGCAGCCAGCUCCAGCGACUCACCCAUGACCUUUGCCUGGAAGAAGGACAACGAGGUCCUGAACAACGCAGACAUUCACAACCAGGCUCAUCUACGAUCACAAGCGGGCGAUGCGAGCCAGGUUACCGAGUACACAACCACAUUGCAGCUGCACUAUGUGGAGUCCUCCAGUGAGGGAAAAUACCAGUGUGUCAUCUCCAACCACUUUGGCUCCACCUAUUCUGCCAAAGCUAAGCUCACAGUGCACAUGCUGCCAUCCUUGACCAAAAUUCCCAUGGAUCUUACUGUCCGUGCGGGUGCCACUGCCCGACUGGAGUGUGCCGCCACCGGCCAUCCCACCCCUCAGAUCGCCUGGCAGAAAGACGGAGGCACAGACUUCCCGGCUGCAAGAGAACGCCGAAUGCACGUGAUGCCCAGUGAUGCUGUCUUUUUCAUUGUGGAUGUGAAAACCGAAGAUAUUGGCGUUUACAGCUGCACCGCCCAGAAUACAGCUGGUGCUAUAUCUGCUAAUGCUACACUAACUGUUCUGGAAACACCAUCAUUCCUGCGUCCCCUGACCGACCGUACAGUAGCCAGAGGUGAGACGGCCGUCCUGCAGUGCAUUGCAGGUGGAAGCCCUCCACCACGCCUCAACUGGACCAAGGAUGACGGGCCGCUGACGCUGACCGAGCGCCACUUUUUCGCCGCCGGGAACCAGCUGCUGAUCAUCGUGGAUGCGGCCGAGGCAGAUGCCGGCACAUACACCUGUGAGAUGUCUAACCCCCUGGGCACAGAGAGGGGCAACGUGCGGCUCGCCGUGCUGCCCAACCCUAACUGCGAGUCCAGCCAGGCAGGCUCAGGGGUGCUGGGCACGAUAGGUGGUGGAUACGAGGAGGAUGGCUGGACCACAGUGGGCAUUGUCAUCAUCGCUGUGGUGUGCUGCGUGGUGGGCACAUCGCUGGUGUGGGUGGUCAUCAUAUACCACACACGUCGGCGCAACGAGGAUUGCAGCGUAACCAACACAGAUGAGACCAAUCUGCCAGCCGACAUCCCUAGCUACCUGUCCUCUCAGGGUACGCUGGCGGAGCACCAGGAUGGAUAUGUGCCCUCAGAGACCGGCAGUAACCACCAGUAUAUAAGCUCUUCAUUGGGAGGAUUCUAUCUGCAGCCUAAGGACAUGAAAGGUCUUUGUCAGCUGGACACAGGAAGCGAAACAGAUAUGGAGGCAUCUAUUGACCCACUACUUUGCCAUUUCCAAGGUCCUUUCAGCUCAUUGCUUAGAAGAGGCAACCUGUACGGCCCAGACCCCACAGACGCAUAUGCAGGCUUUACUGCAGAUCAGAGACUCAUGUGCAGGGAUUCUUAUAGCUCAAAGAAGAGAGACUGUUAUGGCUAUGCUCCAUCUGUGUCCUCGGAUUCAUUCGAGCACAUGAACCCCGGGGUGCUGAUGCAGUGUGACAGGGAGGAAUGUGGUCAGUCUCAGCUGCCCCCAGCCUCCUAUAUGGGUACAUUUGGUAAAACUCCAUGGAGACCUCAGCCGGAUCUUUACCCCAGCCUCUGCACCUCAGUCUCUCAUAAAGGAGUGACGCUCCACGAGAACCCGUACUCGACCCUCCAUUACGACUCGGAGCAUGAAGAAGACCUCUCUGCUCAUUCACUUUCACAGAAUCAGACAUCAGACCUGGACAGCAGUGUGUAUGAACAGUCGUUCGACAGCAACAAGCCUGCGGAGAUUUGCAUAAACUCUCAGCCCUUCUCAUAGCACAAGAGUGUUAUAAAGGAGGACUGAAAAAACUGAACUGAUUUCUACCUCAGCCUGGACACACGUCGUGCACGCUGACUUUGAAUGUAAAAGUCGAAAAUGAUGAAUCAUUACCAAAAAACUAAGAGUUCUAAAAAAGGAAAUGUAUAGUCCUUGUUACUUUUGUACUGAAAAAGAUAUAAAAAUUUAUACAUUUUAUAUUUGAAGUAUUUUAUUUUGUAAAUUAACACUGUAAAUAGGAUUUGUUAUUUUGCUUACUUUUUUAUUGAAAGAUGUUCUGAACAGACUGAACAAAUACUCGACAGAUGAAAGGGAAUAUUGAUGGCUGGUCCACCUCUAACACAAAGAUUACUUUGUGAUCCUGUGCAAUGCUUGUGAAAUACAAUAAAAGCUCCUCUGUACUUUUCUAGUAAUAAUACAGACGUUAGAACUUUUAUUCCUUAGAUUUGCUUUUACGUGCCUGAUCACUUAGAGACAUCUUUCAAGCAUAAAGUAUUUAAACACAGUAAUACAGAACCAGCUGUUAACCAGUUGUUGCUUUCAGUGUUUCAUCCCCUUGUGUUUGUGAGUCUGUUACUCAUGCAUCCGCUAUUUGCUACAAGUAAAGCACCCUUUGCACAUAUUGAUUCUUGAUAAUAAAACAUGUGCUGCUACACAGUGAACAAA
This is a messenger RNA of Trichomycterus rosablanca, 4046 nucleotides long. It is a transcript of the gene lrig3, whose product is annotated as leucine-rich repeats and immunoglobulin-like domains 3. The record is from RefSeq and is a predicted model, not a curated record. Gene Ontology annotation, molecular function: protein binding. The transcript has 19 exons. Bases 99 to 3380 code for a protein of 1093 amino acids. NCBI's taxonomy places the organism in Eukaryota, Metazoa, Chordata, Actinopteri, Siluriformes, Trichomycteridae.